UGUCGGUCAGCUGACUCGGGCUACAGUCAUGUGAUUUCUGAAUCAGAGCAGAGCGGCUGGAAGAAACAAUGGCUCUGUUUGCACCUCUCUUUAUUUUCUUCUUUUUUCUCUCUGUUCUCCUCUCCACAGGGCUCUCCUCUCCGCUUCCGGGUAAAGAAGUGUGGGACUAUGUGGAAGUGAGACCCGGGGCCCACAUGUUCUGGUGGCUGUAUUAUCCGGACAACCCGUCUGCUCAGUAUCAGGAUCUGCCGCUGGUCAUGUGGCUGCAGGGUGGGCCAGGAGGAUCAGGAAGUGGAUUUGGCAACUUUGAAGAGAUCGGACCACUUAACAGGGAUCUAGAGCCCAGGAAGACCAGCUGGGUGCAGGCAGCCAGUGUGUUAUUUGUGGACAACCCUGUGGGUACUGGCUUUAGCUAUGCUGAACGGCCUGAUGGCUUUGCCACCAACGUUUCCACUGUGGCGUCAGACAUGCUGGUGCUGCUCAAACACUUCUUCACGCGGAUACCCGAGUUCCAGGUCAGUUAACCUCCAAUCACUUUAUUUCAU
Messenger RNA from Fundulus heteroclitus (mummichog), 545 nucleotides. RefSeq names its product retinoid-inducible serine carboxypeptidase-like. The transcript is spliced from 4 exons. Bases 69 to 524 code for a protein of 151 amino acids. Gene Ontology annotation, biological process: proteolysis. NCBI's taxonomy places the organism in Eukaryota, Metazoa, Chordata, Actinopteri, Cyprinodontiformes, Fundulidae. The record is from RefSeq and is a predicted model, not a curated record. Gene Ontology annotation, molecular function: serine-type carboxypeptidase activity.